CACUGGGCCGCAACGGUUAGUAAGAAAGCAUUCAAGGUGGUCUGGCAUGUGCCAACAGAUGAUGAACUCGAGCUGGCGCAUACUAUUCUUGAUGAGUUUUUCUAUCCGGAGCUAGAAAGAUUGGCAGAUCCGAGCUCGCUGGAGAAGGCCAGGAUGUUAAAAAGUCUGGAGAUAGUGAGCAGCUGUUUGGCGGGUGUUUCAGCUGCACUGCCUGCUCUUAGUGGCAAGUUGAUCCCGCUGACGGAUUCACCCGCUAAAGUUUAUCCAUUCCAUUUUGUUGCUGCUCCUGCUCGGGUGAAAGCGAUAACUCAUAAAGGCAAGAACCUACGCGAUUUUGUUUUGGAACGGUUGAAAAGUGUGGCAGAAUUUUUACUUCAGCAUCGCGAGAAUGAUACGAAAUCACUGUGUGCAGUAUGCAAAAUUUUGCAUAUUUUAUUAUUCCAGCGCGGCAUCGAUCGAGUUCGUUUCCGUUCCUGUCAUUAUUAUUACUAA
Molecule: messenger RNA, 492 nt
Organism: Gongylonema pulchrum
Lineage: Eukaryota; Metazoa; Nematoda; Chromadorea; Rhabditida; Gongylonematidae
Source: the annotation of a GenBank genome assembly